AUGGAAGCACAGGAGAUCCCUCACCAGCCCGCUUCUAGAGGCAUUCCUUCCGAGAGCCUGUCAGUAGGAUAUUCCCCGCCUGAGCCUCCGUCCGCAGAAGAUGCUCCGUCGCCUCUGCUAGCCGCAGAACGCACAUCGAUCCGCCGAAGCAGUGCUGGAUGCAGCACCAGUUUCAGCCAGCUGACAAUGAGCCCCUGUGUGUCUCCGGAAAAGAAGGACUUACCUCGGGAAGCGCCGAAGCUUGGCGAAGGCGGCAACUGGCAGUGUCACUUCUGCCUGAACGUCAACUACCCCCGGCGGACUGUCUGCAACAGGUGCAUGACAGAAAGAAGCAAAGAAAACACGCAGCGCGUGUCGGAGUUCAUGCGCCUCAAAGAAGGCUUCCUCAGCAUGGGGCUUGACAGUCAGACUGCUACUUCCGCAGCUGCAGCGCAACAAGCGCAGCUCUGCUGCCCCCAAAUGCUCGCACAUCCCGAUGAAUUCAAGAAUCCGUCAUCUUUUCUGAAGAUUUACGGGGAUCCCUUGUGCUCUGUCGCUGCCUUCUGCUCCUCGAGCAGCAGCAGCAGCAGCACCAGCACCAGCAGCAGCAGCAGCACACACCUUGCGCCGAACAAGGCUGGCAACUGGAUCUGCAGCAGCUGCAAUAACGUGAAUUUUCCAAGGCGCUUCCGCUGCAACAAAUGCCAAGAAGCUAGGUCGACGGAGGCUGACAAAAUCGUGGCUGAGUAUGCCCGUGCGGUGUACAUGCACCACGUGGCAGAAACUGCGUGGCAUGCAGCAGCAACAGCAGCAACAGCAGCAAGAGCGACAUGGUCUGCCGCAGUCUUCCGAGGAAGCCUCCCAGCCUGCCUCGUUCCUCCAUCGUAA
Messenger RNA from Cyclospora cayetanensis, 867 nucleotides. RefSeq lists its product as uncharacterized. NCBI's taxonomy places the organism in Eukaryota, Apicomplexa, Conoidasida, Eucoccidiorida, Eimeriidae. The transcript is spliced from 3 exons. Bases 1 to 867 code for a protein of 288 amino acids. The record is from RefSeq and is a predicted model, not a curated record.